AAGAUUAAGGUAUUACUAAAAAGUCAAGGAUUGAAGAUAAAAUUAAAUGGCAAGAGUAAAUUAUUGAAAGUGAACAGAAGAAGGAAGCUUCAAAGCCCAGCCCCCACAAAUCGAACAUUCUUUUCAGCCAGGAGGAAGGCUUUUGGAGUCAACAAAAAUUCCUUGACAUCAAAGAUUAUCAAGAAGAAGAACAUCAAAAAUAGUAAAGAGAAGUCUAGGCUCGCUAAAUAAUUGUUCUGUUCCUCAGACUUCAUUAGAUACUUUUACAUCUUGAGUGGAUGAAAAUUUCGAGGAAGAGAAGCAGAGAUAUGUCUCUAUUAUGCUAAAGGCUCAAAAUGCUAUGAGCAAUAGACAAGCAGGGUUUAUGUCUCCAAGAAUUCUCAGAAAUUUCUUGAUCACGAAGAAGUCUUUUAAGAGCUUAGAGAACAGCAGCGAAAGAAGUGCAUCUACUCGCACAGAAAACUCAUUUCCAUGCAGUGAGGUCAAGGAGAAAUCUGACUAUAGGAUAAGACAGGAGACUCCUUUCAGAGGCAAGAAGAGUACAUUUGCAUCCAGAAGGAUGACUUAAAUAGUCUUAUUCUUAAACAUUGCUUUAGUCACCGACUUUUGUAGUUUAUAUCAAAAUUAGAUAUUUCAGGUCAUGAUUUAAAGAGAGCAAUAGUAUCGAUAUCAAAUUUUAUUUAAUGUGUUUUACAUAAUUUUUAGAAUUAGGAUCAGUUUAAUAGGGUUUGCUCCCUGAUUGGAAUCCUCAUGCUCCAAUUUGUGCUAAUUAGGCCUGGAUAUAGUUUUAGCGUAUUUUUUGGAUUUAUGAAAAAUUAAGAGCUGAAUGUAAAUGCAAGGUUAUUAAUAAGCUCCAUUAUUUUUAGUUUUCUAAAAAUACGAGAGCUCCUAUUUAACUAAACAAAUAGCUUAGAAAGCCAUUAUCCAAGUCUUAUCU
Moneuplotes crassus is the source of this 937-nucleotide messenger RNA. Lineage: Eukaryota; Ciliophora; Spirotrichea; Euplotida; Euplotidae. The record is from the annotation of a GenBank genome assembly.